AUGUGGUUGUCUUGAAUUUUUCGUGUGCUGCCAGGGACGAGGCUGAUUUCUUAGGGGAUCGCAUUGCUAUUAUGGCUGAUGGUCAAUUGCGAUGCUGUGGAUCUUCUCUGUUUUUGAAGAGCAGGUACGGCGUUGGUUACCAUCUGACAUUGGUCAAAAAGGAAGGCUUCAAUGAGAACAUUGCCAUCAAUGCUAUCAAGCGAGUUGUUCCAUCAGCUGAAAUCCUCAGCAAUGUUGGCGCUGAAUUGGAGUUGGUCCUAAACAGAGAUGCAGCAAAGUCUUUUGAGUCUUUAUUUCUCGACCUGGAAACGAAGAAAGAGGAAUAUGGKAUUGCCAGCUUUGGAGUGUCUGUCACAACUAUGGAAGAAGUCUUCAUAAAAGUUGGAGAGGGAUCAGAGAAGACCGUCGAAGACAUUGCGAUUGAUCACCAUCAACACAGGGAUACCGACAAUAUCAUUGAAAUGUCAAAUAACGGAGAACCUAUAAUGGGCGAAUUAUUGAAAGGGCUUCCAUUGAAAUGGCAACAGUACAAAGCGAUGUUAAUGAAAAGGUUUCUCAACUCCAAAUUACUAGUGCCUCUUUUUCUGAUUCUCUUCGGCUUGCUAAUAGCCAAUAUCAACUUUUUAUCGAGCAAUGGAAAAGAGCCUCCUCGUGUACUCUGUCUGUCCAACCUGAGCACUGAUGACAGCAACGUGCUCGCAUACUAUGCAGAUUUCCACCAACCUGAAAAGGACUUUAAGGUCGCAAGAGAUUUCCUUAAAUCUAUUCGUGUCGAUGCAGAAGACAUCCUUGAUGACGUCAAAGCUAUACAUUUGGGAAACAUGAACAACAGCAUUGAAGUCAAAGGAAGAAAAUACACCUACACGACGCCCACCAAAAAUAAAACUACAGCCUGCUGUCAAUAUCAGUUUCUCAUCUUAAAUAAAAAAUGCAAAAGUGACUUCAUGAGCAAAUCACUAACUUCUGAUACAUGCUCUAAGAACAAAAACUUUGGGUACACAAAAUGCAAGGAACAGAAUUGCUUGCUUUCAAACUGGUGUCCAGAUUCUUUGGAAAAUACAAAUCUCGAUGACAUGAAUGUGUACUUCAGUGAAUAUGUCCUGGAGAAAAGUAACAACAAGGAUUACUUUAAGAAACACGUGGCCGGGUUUACAUUUGGGCAUGCCCAUAACAUCAAGAAUGUCCACACCUCUAAUAACGUAACCAAUACAACCAAAUCUGUUGUUGUCAUGCCUGACACAAAUUCUACAGUCUGGUACAGUAACAAGGGCUAUCAUACAAUCGCUGAUGCACUGAAUGCCAUGUCCAAUAUAUUGUUACGUCGACAUAGAGUUGAUGACUUAAUCGAAACUACUAAUUACCCAAUACCACCAAAGAAAAAGGUAACUUUAAAACAUUUUAACUUUUUUAGCCACAUUGUUUUUAUUUACCAGCAUGCUUGGACAAAGAAAGAAAAAAUCAANGCACCCAACACCACAACAAAGUCUCAAAGUGCAAGACCAUCAACAGCAAGACAACCGGAAAAGGCUGGCGGCAAAGCGCCUUCAGUUGUGAAGUCUUCUCGUGAUUCAGUAUCAAAACCCAGCUCUAAAACAACAGCCAGACCCACAGUAAAACAAACAACAGCGCCAUUAAAUGGUAAAGCUAGACCAGCUAGUGCUCUGUCAACUAAACAAAAGCCACCUACAGGCUCCACAAGGCCAAAACGUGAGUCUAAAGGAAAUGCUAAAAAUCCUGUGUCCUUAAAAGAUGUUAAGCCUGUUCCUAAAGCAGAGACAUCCGCUGAUUCGGAAAAUGUGGAGAAGUCGUGUGAUCCACAAUCCAAAGUUAGUAACAUAGAAUCUGGUGUAGGCAACAAUGUUGGCGAAAAAAGUGAAACUGUAACAUAA
This is a messenger RNA of Exaiptasia diaphana, 1889 nucleotides long. Its product is annotated as ATP-binding cassette sub-family A member 12. NCBI's taxonomy places the organism in Eukaryota, Metazoa, Cnidaria, Anthozoa, Actiniaria, Aiptasiidae. Gene Ontology annotation, molecular function: ABC-type transporter activity; lipid carrier activity. The transcript has 10 exons. Bases 72 to 1889 code for a protein of 605 amino acids. The record is from RefSeq and is a predicted model, not a curated record. Gene Ontology annotation, biological process: lipid transport; transmembrane transport. Gene Ontology annotation, cellular component: membrane; intracellular membrane-bounded organelle.